Molecule: messenger RNA, 1654 nt
Organism: Teleopsis dalmanni
Lineage: Eukaryota; Metazoa; Arthropoda; Insecta; Diptera; Diopsidae
Product: hexokinase-1-like
Exons: 2
Coding region: 53-1411 (452 amino acids)
Biological process (GO): glycolytic process; glucose 6-phosphate metabolic process; intracellular glucose homeostasis
Cellular component (GO): mitochondrion; cytosol
Molecular function (GO): mannokinase activity; glucokinase activity; ATP binding
Source: RefSeq, a predicted model, not a curated record
UAUUUAAAUUUUUGUUUCUGGCCAUCUUUAGCAAUCCUUAUGAAAUUUUGACAUGUCUACUUCAGUGUUUCGAAAGUAUCUCGAAGAUUUUGAAGUUCCUUUAGAGAGACUUCAUUCGUUUUAUUUGUAUUUCGCAGGUGAACUAAAGCGAAGUCUUAGUAAAAAUUUAUUUCACUUGUCGGACUUGAUGUGCAUUCCGACAGCAAUCACAUCCCUACCACAGGGUUAUGAACGAGGAAGAUCUUUGACAAUUGUUAUAAAUGAGACACAGGUUAGGGUGUCACUUGUUGUAUUAAUGUCCUAUGGCGAUCAUAAGGAAGUCACUGAAGUUUAUGAAUUACCUGAUAAAUAUACGCGUUGCUCGUUACAGAAACUGCUCACAUACGUUGCAUUUUGCCUCGAAAGUUUUCUUUAUGAUAUAACAAGUCUACCACAAACAGAAAUACCGCUUGGAGUCAUAUUUCCAUUACCAUGUUAUUACAGAUCAUUGAGUGGGGUUCAGGUUAUAAAGAACUUUGGAAAAUUUAAUCUUAGAUUCAAGCCUUACGUUGACGUUGGGUUAUUGCUUGAGAAAACUAUCGACAAACUGCAAACAAUUAAAAUUGGUAAGAUUUCUAUGAUGAAUGACGCUACAAAUGCGGCAUUCCUCGGUGCUUAUAAUGCAAAAAAUGUGAGAAUCGGACUUCACAAUGGAGAUUAUUGCAAUGCUUGCUAUUUUGAAGCACUAAAAUGCGUAGAGCGCGCUGACACUGAAUACAAAAGGAAAAGUAAUAUGUUAAUAAAUAUAGAAUGGGGUGCACUCGGUGAAAAAGGAUACUUAGAAUAUUUCUUUAACAAACAUGAUAUAUAUAUAGAUGAAAUGAGCUCUAAUAGAGGCAAGCAAUUAUUUAACAAGCUGGUUUCAGGAAAAUACAUAAUUGAGAUGUGGCGUGUAGUACUGACAGAUACAAUGAUCAAGGGUCUCAUAUUUAAAAAAAAUUAUGAUAAAGUCAAAAUAAUUGAUGCUAUAUCAUAUAAAAACGCAUUGACUUUACAAUUGAUGGGCUAUCUUGAGAGGUGCGGCAUGAGUAAUAUUAAACAUCUUUUAGAUAAGUUCGAAGCACGACAAAUAUCCUAUGAUGAUUUAUGUGCGUUGAAAGGUAUCUGCUCAGUCAUUAUUAAACGAGCUGCUUAUAUAGUUGCAGUUCCAUUAAGUGUUCUAGUAAACAAGAUCGCCGAAGCAAACAUUACCAUAGCUGUCGAUGGUGAUGUAUUCAGAGAAGUCAAAAGUUAUGAGAAACAUUUGCGUAAGGUAAUGGACUAUUUUGUGUGUCCCAAAAUCUCCUAUGAGUUUGUAUGCGUUGAUGGCAACACUGCAUGUGGUCCAGCGUUACUCGGUGAUUAUGGUAAAUGGAAGGCAACCAUAAGAUAAACUGAACUAUGAUGAAUGAUGAUAUCUUCACUGCAUUACACCAAGUUCAUCAAUAAAAUACAGAAAAUCGUUGAUUAUUUUUAAAAUAAAUUGUGGAAAUAUAUUAUUCACCUCAUUUGAUUUUAAGUAUUUCCGUAAUAUUGUUCUAUUGUUGUAAAAUCACAGUUUCUAAUAAGAAAAGAGCGGCCGUAGAAAAUGCCAUGUCAAAAAUAUUUGAAGAAUGCAUAAAUGUAAUAAAUUUGC